AUGGAAAGACCUUCGAAAAGGCCCCGCCUAUCCCCGGAACUUGAUCAUACGGAGAAGGGAGUGUUAGAAGAGCAGGAUGAGGAGAUAGAGGAGGAGUGGGACCUCCAGGCCGCGCGCGCCCAUAAUGACAUGCGACUCAAAUCGAUAUUCGAGGGAAUUUUCUCAAAGUACGGAAAGGACUUUACGGACAUUGCUGACGAGAUUGAUCUACAAACUGGGAAGAUUGUGGUCGACAAUGGCCACCUAUCGGGGAUGCGCCAGGAGGAUGACGCCGGGGAAGCAAGUGAGGCGUGGCUACACGAAGCUGCCUUGUCAGAUGGGGAAACAGAUGACGAUAGAGAAGGAACUGGUCUACCAGAGAAAUUACCAGAGAUCUCUGUUGAGGGUGAAACAGAACUGGUCAAGUCGCCAUUGAACAACGCAUUGGUGGACACGGGUCUCGACUCCAAGAUGACCAUCAAAAAGCCUGUUAUCAACUUGGCAAACGUCCCAGACCCUUUUUACCAAGAUACUGGACCAGUAGACCCUGCUUGGCAGGCGCCGGCCUUGCCAACUCAAUUUACUACGCCUUCGGCCGAAACAAGAUACAAGAACGUUUCCCCAAGGUUGCCUGGCUUCAGAAGAGACCCAUCUCCACCUGGUUCUGGAUCGUUAUGGAGCAUAAAUCAGCCAGCACGACGCCCCCGUACAGAAGGCAAGCCACGAGCCACACCGAGCAAACGCCGGCCCCGGGCGAAGCGGAAGUACCAUUCCAGCCCUAUGGUGCACGACUGGUCAUUUGCAGCCACACCAGAUGGAGAUGAAUCAGACGACCCGCUUCAAGAAUUUGAACCUUCGCCUUCAGCAAAAAGGGGCAAGACACAAAACCUACGUGGAAAAUAUAUGCAGCCACCGGAUUAUACAGACUCGCCUCUAUCUCGCCAACCAUUGCCCGAUACACUAGUUCCGCGUGAUGAUGACCAAUCGGCUAAUGAAGCUGAAGUUAAUCUUGAUGAAAGCCACACGAGUGGGAAUGAUACGCAGAACCAUGUGGCAUUUGACGAGACGCCUAAUCUACAACAAUGUGAUUCAUAUGCCACCCCCCACUCCCACGUUGCCGAUACCACGUCCUCGGAUAACACACCCACCAAAUCACCCCGAGGCUUGGAACCUGACGAAGCCAAGCUCAUCGUUCGCAUGAGACAUAUGCAAAAGAAAAAUGGAAGGAAAUUCAUGAUUGUGUACCUGGCCGUACAAGGGCUGGUAUUUAUCAAUGGAAUAUACAUCAUUGGACCGCCCGUCGAGAGUGUCCACCACCACUAUCGGCUCCCUGGAGCAAAUGAGACAGGUUUAUCUUGGCUUGAUAUUACAGACAAAUUUCCUCAUCGCACUAAAGCUGAGAUUGAAUUUGAAUUGCUGCGACUCUGGGUGGGAGAUGAAGUCUGGUUAGGCGAAGGAUACCGUGCACCUGAGCAGUCAAUUCAACAAGAUGAGGAAUAUGAUGACGAGCAAUCAGAUGUGCCGGAAGAAAUUGCUGCGCCUGAUGAAGGCCCAUCGCCAGAAAGCCCCGGAGAUGACGAUUCGUUCAUUUUUGCCAGAAAGAAACCUCAGGAACCUCAGGAACCCAUCCGUGUGUUUGAGGAUCUCGUUGAUGAGAGUGAUGAAGAAGAUGAUGAUCCACUCGCUUCCUCGCCAUCCAAAUUGUCUGCCAUCUAUAUUGAUAGCCCGUCUGUCAGUCGACAGGGAUCUAGAACCCCCAGAAAAUCUCCAGCUAAGCGCUUUAGCUUCAUAAUAUAA
Molecule: messenger RNA, 1776 nt
Organism: Penicillium malachiteum
Lineage: Eukaryota; Fungi; Ascomycota; Eurotiomycetes; Eurotiales; Aspergillaceae
Product: Myb-like DNA-binding domain protein
Exons: 2
Coding region: 1-1776 (591 amino acids)
Cellular component (GO): nucleus
Molecular function (GO): protein heterodimerization activity; histone binding
Source: RefSeq, a predicted model, not a curated record